AUGGCAAUUUCAAAUGUCAAGGUUGAGGCAAAUAAGGAAGACAAUCAAGCCAUUGUGGACUCACCACCUGAGUCACUCGAUACCGCUUCCACAUUUGAUUUUGAUCAUGACCACAAACACUUUGAUUUGGAUGACAUGAUCAUUAAGGCUAUUAAGGAUGCAAUUCACGAUCACCAUUUGAAGGUUCGCGACGUGACUUCAGCCUCAGACUUUAACACAGAAGUUGAUACAGCGUCGACAUUUGAUUUUGACCACGACCACAAGCAUUUUGACUUGGAUGAUAUGAUUAUCAAAGCAAUCAAGGAUACUAUUCAUGACCAUCAUCUAAAAGUUCGUGACGGGAGCUCAAGCAUAGAAUCUGUGGCUGCUUCAGCUGAGGCCGAUAGUGCUUCAACUUUCGAUUUUGAUCACGAUCACAAGCACUUUGAUUUGGACGACAUGAUUAUUAAGGCUAUCAAGGAUUCAAUCCAUGACCAUCACCUUAAGGUUCGGGAUGAAACUUCUGCUUCAGAGCUCAAUACAGCGGAUGACACUGCAUCUACCUUUGAUUUUGAUCAUGAUCACAAACAUUAUGAUUUGGACGACAUGAUUAUCAAAGCAAUUAAGGAUGCAAUUCAGGAUCACCAUCUGAAAGUUCGCGACGAGACUUCAGCCUCAGACUCUAGCACUGAAGCUGAUACUGCAUCAAGUUUUGAUUUUGAUUACUACCACAAACAUUAUGAUUUGGAUGAUAUGAUUAUUAAAGUAAUUAAAGAUCAUUUGUUGGAACAUGAUAGCAAGAGUCAUAUAUUGAUGUUGUAA
Messenger RNA from Magnusiomyces paraingens, 801 nucleotides. RefSeq lists its product as uncharacterized. The record is from RefSeq and is a predicted model, not a curated record. The transcript is spliced from 2 exons. Bases 1 to 801 code for a protein of 266 amino acids. NCBI's taxonomy places the organism in Eukaryota, Fungi, Ascomycota, Dipodascomycetes, Dipodascales, Dipodascaceae.